CACGAUCUGCACAUAGCAUCACAUCCUAGCAGCGCAGAUCACAACACUCACCGGACGCCCUCCACACUUGCAAUCUAUCUUGCGUUGGUGGUUCACGAAUAUGCAACAUCGACUGACACCGAUGCGAUACCAGGUCUGUCCGCGGGCACAACCGCUGUGGCCAUGGGCGCUCCAGGUCUGGACGACUGCAUGAUAUCGACGCGUGAUGACGACGACCGCUUCGCCCCUCCUUCCUCGGCGCAACUGGUCCCCUCGAAACGCGCAAGCAAGUCCCGCGCACCCACCUCGCCUACGGCGGGCCGCUCCAGCCAGACGGACCUUCUUCGACCCUUGGAACAGCAGCUUGACUGGGCACCAACGCGCCGAGAACCGGCUGUCGGGGUCGACAUCCUGGCGCGCAUCGCGUAGUCUGAAGCUGGGUGAGCAAUACAAAGGCGGCUUGACUGGUGGUGGGAAGCGAGUCGCAGACACCGUCGGAGCUGGCAGUGAGGACUUUGGCAAGGAUGGCAGGAAGGAGAAUGGAGACUGGGAGAGGGGUGCCAAAGGUUUCAGAGUGGGUGGUCAAAAGAGCCUACCAGAGGUUUGGAGCAUCAGCAAGGCUGGCAAAACACCCGUUUUAGAGAAGGGUGAUUUGCAGGAACAGCAUGGCCUCAAAGAGUCUCCUGAAUCUGGUUCAGACAUCUAUGAUGAUACCCUUCAGCCACCAUUGGUGCACCAGGAGAAGCACAUAUUCCAAGGGUUGUGCUUCUAUAUAAAUGGCUCGACAGCCCCUUUGGUCUCCGAUCAUAAACUCAAGCACUUGUUGUCAGUGCAUGGUGCCAGGCACUCAAUUGCACUAGGGAGGAGGACUGUCACACACGUCAUCCUAGGUACAAUCAGUGCGGAGGGGGGCUGCGGUGGUGGCCUGGCUGCCACCAAGUUACAAAGAGAGGUUACAAGAACUGGCGGGAAGAGUGUGAGGUACAUAACAGCAGAGUGGGUCCUUGAGUCCAUCAAAGCAGGCCGCCGCCUCCCUGAGUUACGCUUCGCGCCACUCAAGCUUGCGCAGAUAUCCCAGGGCAGUGUCUUCGGCAUGCUGAAGCGCCGCAACGCCACGGCGUACGAAUGAAGUUGAGCAGUCGCUCUGCACAGCAAGUUAAGCGACGACGGUGUUGCCGGUUGACAGACUUCUAUGCAGCGUGCAUGCUUAGCUCGAGGCCCUGAGCAUACUACUCUAGUCUUUCCCUGAAGCUUAUCCAUCUGCACACCACCGCAUACCCGCUACGCCUUCACCUGACCGCCCACUAAGACACCACUCAAAACUUCGAAACCUUCUAUA
This is a messenger RNA of Boeremia exigua, 1318 nucleotides long. RefSeq lists its product as uncharacterized. The coding region runs from base 206 to 1108 and encodes 300 amino acids. The transcript is spliced from 3 exons. Lineage: Eukaryota; Fungi; Ascomycota; Dothideomycetes; Pleosporales; Didymellaceae. The record is from RefSeq and is a predicted model, not a curated record.